UGAAAACCUUUCCAAGUUCGACGAAUGGAUCAAAACACAGGCGAAAAUGCUGGAGAACUCCCAGGCAUGGCUAGGUGCAUCCACAUCAUCAAUAGCUGGCAAUACACUAUUGAAGGAAGCUGCCUGUACGCCACCCACAACCUACGCGAACCGAUUUACUGACGACGGCAGCGCUUUUGCAGCAAAACAAGCCGAAAGUUACCAAUACCAGCUGCAGUCGAUGUGGCAAAAAUGCUGGAACAGCCAAAACCUGAUCCACCACCUGCGCUUUCGGGAGCGUGGCCCGCUGAAAUCCUGGCGUCCGGAAACCAUGGCCGAAGCCAUCUUCAGUGUCCUGAAGGAAGGCCUGUCCCUGUCACAGGCAGCCCGCAAGUACGACAUUCCCUAUCCGACGUUCGUCCUCUAUGCGAACCGUGUCCACAACAUGCUCGGCCCGUCCAUCGACGGUGGCACCGAUCUGCGGCCCAAGGGCCGUGGCCGGCCGCAGCGGAUCCUGCUCGGCAUCUGGCCGGACGAGCACAUCAAGGGGGUAAUCAAGAGCGUAGUCUUUCGCGAUGCCAAAGAUAUGAAGGAUGAGCAGAUCCUGUACGGCAGACAUUCGCCAUUUACGUUCCAAGCGGACAAUCCUUUAAACUACGCACCGAAUGCCAACGGUCAACUGCCAACCACUGGCGCUGAAGGAAUGACAUCCGAUGCUCUGACCGCUGCCACGGUGGCCGCCGUACGGCAACAGAUGUGCAACAUGGUAGCAGCCGCCCAACACCACCCGGAAGCGGCAGCUAAUCUGGUGGGGUUCAACCUCCCGCAACAUCACACUAAUCUGAGUAUCCACCCGUCCGGAAAUGCCGGUGGUUCCAGUGGCGGAAUUCCCGUCCCCAAGCUCGGCUCCCCAGCCGUCACGAACCAAGCCCACGGCAACAACGGAGGUGCCGGAGGAAUCCAAAUGCCUCGACUAGGUUCCCCGGCCGGCAUGCACUCGAACAAAGAUCACGACCUACACGGUCCACCUGCCCUGAACCAGAGCUCCCACACGAGCACUUCCUCCGGAAACAUUAACGUCAACAACGCCACCGCCAUCAGCAACCGUUCCGAAUCGUCACGUAGCAGCAGCGGCAGCAAUCAUUCGUCCAACGCAAACCACCAUCCGUUGGCCCACCUGAACAGCGGAAGCCUCAGCAUAACCCGCCUCGGCUCGCCAGCUUCCGCGCAUGAUCUCCGCAUGACGACCCCGCCGACGGAGGAAAGUCCGCUGGCUUCCCCGAUGGGCAUGGCCCUGGAACCGGCCGUCAAUCUGGCCGUCGGUGGUGGUCACAAUACCGAUCACCUCGGAAUGCAACCGUACGGCAUCGGUGGAGGUGGAGGUGGUUGUGGUGGCGGUAGCAAGUCCUCGUCCCGAGCCGGUUACUCUUCCUCGUCGUCGCCUCCACGACCGGAGCAUCUCUUCCAGGAUCAGGACAUUGCCGAACUGGUGGCCAACACGAGGGCGGGCAACGGUGGCGGUAGUAAGGAUUCGCCCCGACAGUCCCAGUCCAUCAAGGUGGAACCGAUGACCGAGUGUCGCGGCGAGUAAGGUUCCAGGCUAGGUUAGAUUUGUGGUGGGAUGGAGGAUUUAGUUUUUUUUUGUAUUAUU
This is a messenger RNA of Ochlerotatus camptorhynchus, 1630 nucleotides long. Its product is annotated as protein bric-a-brac 1-like. NCBI's taxonomy places the organism in Eukaryota, Metazoa, Arthropoda, Insecta, Diptera, Culicidae. The record is from RefSeq and is a predicted model, not a curated record. Gene Ontology annotation, molecular function: DNA binding. The transcript has 6 exons. The coding region runs from base 47 to 1570 and encodes 507 amino acids.